Molecule: messenger RNA, 996 nt
Organism: Blumeria graminis f. sp. triticale
Lineage: Eukaryota; Fungi; Ascomycota; Leotiomycetes; Helotiales; Erysiphaceae
Source: the annotation of a GenBank genome assembly
AUGGAGACUGCUUUGAAGUCCUGGGAAGCUGAAAAUUCUAUCGGUCUCAUAGACCCCCAUCGAGAUGCCCUAUACACAUAUGAUUCUGCCGAACAAAAAGCCAUAGGUCUUUCCACUCCAUGGACGAAGGAUCCCUCGUACUUCAAAAAUGUCCGCAUCUCUGCUGUUGCCCUUCUCAAGAUGGUCAUGCAUGCUCGAUCUGGGGGAUCUAUAGAAGUUAUGGGUUUGAUGCAAGGGAAAAUUUUAGGCGAUACUUUUAUCGUUACUGAUGCCUUCCGCCUUCCAGUAGAAGGCACAGAAACUCGAGUCAACGCACAAGAUGAAGCAAAUGAGUAUAUGGUUACCUAUCUACAGGCCUGCCGAGAACAGGGAAAAUUGGAGAAUGCAGUUGGAUGGUACCACAGUCAUCCCGGGUACGGUUGCUGGCUGAGCGGCAUUGAUGUCGCGACACAACAAACACAACAGCGUUUCUCUGAUCCUUUCCUUGCUGUUGUUAUUGACCCGGAUCGCACAAUAUCUGCGGGUAAAGUAGAAAUCGGAGCCUUCCGCACAUAUCCUAUGUCAUACGAGCCACCUGAUUCCAUUAUCGGUGAUGAUUACCAAACUAUCCCCCUUGCCAAGAUUGAAGAUUUCGGAGCACACAGCAGUAAAUAUUACUCUCUCCAAAUCUCGAAUUUCAAGUGUUCCCUAGAUACCUAUCUUCUUGAAUUGCUUUGGAACAAAUACUGGGUUCAAACACUCAGCCAAAACCCAUUAUUGAAUAAUCGAGAGUAUAGCAGCAAGCAGAUGCUUGAUUUAAGUACUAAGAUUAAAAUGGUUGAGUCUUCACUUGCGCGAACAAGCCACGUUACUGGGCAGGUGCAACCGUAUAGCAAGUAUGUUGAUAUGCAACUUGAUAAGGUUGUGAAGGACAGCAACAAAAUUAACGGAGAAGAAACUAUCGGCUUCAUAGCUGAUGAAGUCAAAGUAAAGCUCUUCAAUAGCUUUAGGUCCUGA